This is a messenger RNA of Cuscuta epithymum, 1043 nucleotides long. The record is from the annotation of a GenBank genome assembly. Lineage: Eukaryota; Viridiplantae; Streptophyta; Magnoliopsida; Solanales; Convolvulaceae.
AACCCAAUCCACCAACAAUCUCCCUAACACCCCUUGGAUUUCAAAUCCAUUAUUUAUAAAAUACUGCCCACACGUUUCACUACCUUUGUCAGUUCGAUCGAUACCUCCAUCAUCUUCCCUCCUGCAUCAGACAGAAGCUUCUUCCAUCUUCCAACCCAGAGCUUUUCAAGAUCUUAGCCGCUCUCGUUCGGUUGUGAUGGCGGCGGCCAUGAGAAAUGCGCUGCUAAAGCACCUGAGACUGGAAGUCGUUGCUCUACGAAGCUCAACCCCUAACCCUAGAGGCCCAUUGGCUCGACUGAUUGGACAGAGCCGUCAUUUCUGCGAGCUAGCCAGAGGCUCCUUCCUUGAUAAAUCCGAAGUCACUGACCGUGUCAUCACCGUCGUCAAGAACUUUCAGAAAGUCGAUCCGGCAAAGGUUACCCCAAAUGCACAUUUCCAAAAUGAUCUUGGUUUAGAUAGUUUAGACACCGUGGAAGUUGUUAUGGCCCUCGAAGAAGAGUUCGGGUUUGAAAUACCAGACAACGAGGCAGACAAGAUCAACACAAUCAGUCUUGCUGUGGACUUUAUUGCCUCACACCCACAGGCAAAAUAAUGCAGAGAGGAAUUGAUUCCCCUUCAUUUUUUUUAUAUAUGUAGCAGUUUGCAUAUCAGUUCAUGGCAACGCUCUAAAUGGACCUAAACUCCAAGGAUGAGUUUGAAUUCAGUUUUUUACUUUGUAUUGAUGAAUUCCAUGAGGGCGGGAUGGCAUUGGGGUCCUUUUGAACUUUUCUGGAACAUUAAUAAUUAUUAUUGUGAAUUUGGAUGUAUGGGUACUCAAGAAUUUAGGGUGACGCUGUCUGGUUGUAGGCCAACCUGUUCUGGUCCUCCAUUGGAGGAAUCAGUGAAGAAGCGGGUAUUUACCGGCAGAGCGGUGCGGUGCUUGAGGCAGAUGAGGCACUUGCCUCAGGGUCCAAAAAAUUGUUAAAAUUUUAGGGUCCACAAUUUUAGAUAUUUCUUUAGUAAACAUGUGUAUUAAAUUUACAUAUUGAGCUUCCUUUGUCUAA